This is a messenger RNA of Penicillium mononematosum, 3822 nucleotides long. RefSeq lists its product as uncharacterized. The transcript has 4 exons. Gene Ontology annotation, biological process: protein transport. The record is from RefSeq and is a predicted model, not a curated record. Lineage: Eukaryota; Fungi; Ascomycota; Eurotiomycetes; Eurotiales; Aspergillaceae. The coding region runs from base 1 to 3822 and encodes 1273 amino acids.
AUGGUAGUGAAAGAGAAUGGCCAAGUGGCAGAUGUCACGCCCAAAUCAAAUGGUCAAAAGGAUCCUGAAAAGCCACGGAAGAAGGGCUUCGUGCGAUGGACAGUCGGACUUGUCGUGAGGCUAUGUAUCUGGUACACGCUCGUGACAACGCUCCUCAGAUGCCCAUCCCGCCUCGCGGACCUCACAGAAACAUCGCCUCGAGUGUGCAAGCCUUACCUGAUUGCUCGUUCACACGUGGAACCUUAUGUGACGCCUUAUUAUGAUAUUUAUGCAGCGCCUUAUGUUGAUCAAGCCCGACCGUAUGUUGAUCAAGCCCGGCCAUACGUGGAAGUGUUUAAUCAGCAAGUCUAUACCCCGGCAUCAAAAGUUGCCAAAUCAGGAUAUGGAAAGUAUGGAGCCCCAGCGUUGAAGCAAGCUCAGGUUUAUGGGAUUGAGCAAUGGCAACAUCAAGUCGCACCAAGACUACAAAACUCUAAAGAUAAGGUGCACCGGCUUUACUUGGCCGAGAUUGACCCAUAUGUCCAGCAAAGCGUUGCUGUUGUCUCUCCAUACUAUCAAUUGGUCAACACCGCUGUGCUCAAUGUCUAUCAGGGCCAUCUGGUACCUUUCUACGCGCGUUCCAAACCUUUCAUCGGGAAAGCCUACUCCACGGGUCAGGAUGUUUUGACAACCCGUGUCUUGCCCGGGGCGCAGUAUACCUGGUCGUCCGCGGUCUACUUUGCUAACAGCUCACUAUGGCCUCACAUCACUGGUCUUUAUUCUGAGCAAGUGGAGCCCCAGCUGGUCAAGAUUGGCCAGCGGUUGGCAAGCUACAGGGAGGGCAAGCGACUUCGCGCUGUCGUAGAGGAUGUGGAUAGUAGCUCUACAGUGCAGCCCGUUACCUCCUCGACCACCAAGUCACAGGAACAAAUUCACACCACAACCACUGUGACUUCAACCUCUACGCCCCAGGCUUCUCCACAGCCCACUCUAACUCCUACCGAGCAAGCCCAGCAAGCCCGCGAGAAGAUAGAUUCGGACCUUGAGCGGUGGCAGGAAAAGUUUGCUCUCGCAGCUGAUAAAGGUAUUGAAGACCUUGAGGAACGUAUUGGGGAGAUCGUGUCCGCCCUAGUUGCAAGCAGCGCGAACAGUCACGGCCAGAGCCUUUAUACCGCACUUCAAUCAGUUUCAGCCGAGCAGCUUUCCUCCAUCAAGCAACGUAUCAAUGAACUCGCGGGUUCAAUGCCAGAGGAGGACGCCCCGGAGGUUGAGGAGGCAACUAGCGAUUUGCUGAUUGGGGAAAUCCGAACUUCCGCUAUCUCUGUGAGAGAUCGCGCCCAUGCACUCCGAGAGUGGUCUAUCUCGUUCGAGGAUGAACUUAUUCGCCGAGUCACUGCUGCUGUCAAUUCGACACUGGAUGUUCUCGACAGCAUUCGCGAUCUAGGCUUACAAGAAAUUGGCAUGCGCUGGGCGUGGAUGGAUGGCGUCACAUACAAGGACUGGGCAAAGUACCAUGCCCUCAAAGCCCAACUCGAAGAAUGGCGCAACGAUAUCAGAAAUGUCGGCAUGAACCACAAAUCCGUAUCUGAUGCCAGAGCCGUGGCGAGUGACAUCUUGGACCAGGGCAUGCAUGAAGCCGAGCAAGCUGCCAGGGAACUUGUCCGGUUGAAGGAUGUUGGGAUCUGGAAGAUCGCUGCUCGCGAAGUAAGCGAUAAUUUCGAAACUCGCACUGAAGCCCCACCGGCGAGGCCCAAGCCCCAGGAGGAGACCGAAGAAUCUGACGAAGAAGAGGCUAAGGUGGAUUCCAAUAACGAUGAGUCGUCCGAAGAGGUGGCUGCGCCAUUGUCGGACGACGCUUAUCAGGAAGCACUCUCCACCAAUGAACCUUCCGCAGCUGUCGAUGUUGAAGCAGAUUUCGAUGGCGCUAACGAGUCUGUUAUGGACGAUGAUAUUGUGGAGGAAGAGCAGCCCCCCGCAAGGCCCGCCUUUGGGGUUUCAGCUGCCGAUGCAAAUUCGCAUCAAGCCCCUAUCCUAGAUGGUGAGGGCCAAGAUGUCAUGGACAGUGUGGCGAGCAAGGCGGGCGAUACUUACGCCGCGGCGAGCAAUGCUGUUAGCGAAGCUAUCUAUGGUGCAUCGAGCACGCCCGGAGUCAGUGAGGGGGCAGCAUCAUUGGCCAGUGAACAGUACUCUCUUGCCUGGUCCGCCGCCUCUACCGUUAUCCAUGGCACUCCUCUGAGUCCCGGAGAGAAGGCUUACAGUGACGCCUCUGAAAAAUAUAGCGACGCCGUAGCCGCUGCUUCGUCCGUCAUCUACGGCACUCCAACACCGGUUGUCGAAUCUUUGGUGGGUGGAGUUAGCUCAGCAUUUGCCGAUUCCACAGAGCAGGCUAAGGUACUAUACGAGAUCGCAAAGUCUCAAGUACUUGGCCAAAUGGCUGAAUCUAGUGCUCCUGCUCAUGCCCAGCUCCUAUCCUCCAUAGAGUCGGCCUAUUCUGGGACUUUGAAAUAUGCCACAGAUGAGCUGGAAUCGAAGCUCCGCGCUGUUGGUGCUACCCCGACGCCAUCUAACGCCGGACCUCUUGCCCAGAUUUCGUCCAUAGCGUCUUCCCGGCUAAACCAGGGACUCAGCUUAGCAUCCGAACAAUUAGCUGAAGUACAGCCACCGGCAACAACAGGCAGUCUUCCUCAUGGAGAUCUCAAUCCGUUCGUCCUUGAUGCGCAGCGUCGCUACUACGAGGCAGUUGGGUUGGCCCACGACCACUAUUCUGCUUUUGUCUCUACGGCAUCUGGGGCGGUCUAUGGUUCUCCAGCUCCCACGCCAACCGGAGGCUCCAAGGGAAUCGUCGAGGAAGCUCGGUCUCAAUACGAACAAGCUUCGUCGUUAGCUUCUGCCAGUCUUGCUGCUGUCGUCGCAUCGGCGAGCUCGGUCAUGUCUUUCGCGGAUGGCGGCAAAUCACAAAGUAUUAUUGAUGAUGCUUCAUCCCGAUACAACGCUGCCCUCUCCGCGGCUUCCUCGUCUCUCUCCGCAGCUUCCAUUUCGGCCAGCUCGGCCAUCUAUGGGACUUCCACGGGCCCUGUAGAGUCCAUUUCUAGUCAAGCAUCUGAAAACUGGGAAAGUCUCAUCUCUAAAGCCAGCGAGCAGAUAUACGGUGCUCCAACGCCGUAUCUGCAACAAGUUGUGAACAACGGGCGUCCGCAGUAUGAGGCAGUCCAAGAGAUUGUCUCUGAAUUGAUUGUGGGCAAGCAGCCUUCAUUUACUGAGAGUGUGCUAAGCAAGCUGCGAGCCGCAUACGAGACGCCGUACCCGGCUGCCGCCGCCGCCUCUGCCUCUAGCUACAUCAAUGAAGCCUAUGUGUCUGCCUCCUCCGCCGCUGCUUCUGUCGUUUCAGAAGCCCCGAGUGUGGAGGACAUCAUACAACGCGCGAAUGACCAACUCCAUGCUGCUGUUGAAACCGCCAGCGUUGGAAUCUACGGAACUCCCAAGGGUUCCUACGAAAAAGCCACUGAUGCCGCAGCCGAUGUCUACUCAACGGCUUCCGCUCAGGUCAGUAACGCGGUUUACGGCAAGGAAUCCAGUUACAUCGAUGUGGCGAAGGAUGCUAUUGAGAAUAUUCAAUCCACAGCCAGCGCUGCUAUCUACGGCGAGGAACCCAAUGCAAUGGAGAGUGCAGCUGUCCGUCUCGCUGAAGCUAAAGAAAACGCCAUGUCUCAGCUGGCUGAUCUAGCCUCCCGCCUCCCAGAUAGCAACGUCGUGUCUGAGGCAGUCGAGACCGCCGCAUCCCACGUUAAAGAUACGACAAGCAGCAUUAAGAGUGCGGCAGCUUCAGUCAAAGAUGAACUUUGA